AUGGCACCCACGAAGCCACACCUCCGUCCUAUCAUGACACCAAAGAACAUGUCCUUCCCUUCGGAACUCUACUACAACAGCCCUCGAACAGCUGCCUCAGAUACCAUCAAGGAAGAAGAGCCUAGUCGACCCUCACUGUCUCCUCCGUCAUCCUACACGGAGUUUCUCAAAACCCUCACACCUGUCUUCAGCCCGGCCAGCGCCAAUGGCCCUAGCUUCCCUCGCUCUACAUCAUCAUCGUCGUUAGCAUCCUCCAACAACGGCCCUCAUCCAUCACCUAUCUCGAUCUCAUCCAGUCCUGCCAGCGCUACCUUCCCUGUGGCACAGAAGGCUUCUUCUAAGAAGAAGCGCAACUCGACGUUUCUUCAACCACCAUCCCCGGUAUCUGCACCGCUGUCCGCGAAGACAUCUAGCUCCGCAGGAUGUAUGCUCCCCCCCCCGCCGUAUGUGGCAUACUCGCCUGCUGUGAGCCCGCCGCGGAGCGCAACCGUUGUUCGAUCUCCGCACCCUUCCCCGGAAUGGAGGAUUCGGUACGUUGGCUCCCCAAGGAGUGGGACUGUACCGCCCACGCCUCGAUCUGUGAGCGUACAGCAUAUUGUUACAACGACGGUUACGUUUAAGCGUCCGCCGCCGCUUGGUCCGCCCCCGAAGGGAAAGAAGAGAAGGGUUAGGAAGGAGGGUCAAUGA
Molecule: messenger RNA, 687 nt
Organism: Aspergillus chevalieri
Lineage: Eukaryota; Fungi; Ascomycota; Eurotiomycetes; Eurotiales; Aspergillaceae
Exons: 1
Coding region: 1-687 (228 amino acids)
Source: RefSeq, a predicted model, not a curated record